Tricharina praecox is the source of this 1472-nucleotide messenger RNA. RefSeq lists its product as uncharacterized. Bases 179 to 1195 code for a protein of 338 amino acids. Lineage: Eukaryota; Fungi; Ascomycota; Pezizomycetes; Pezizales; Pyronemataceae. The record is from RefSeq and is a predicted model, not a curated record. The transcript is spliced from 2 exons.
CGACGCGUGGCGGGCUCUGGCUCGUUCACCCACGAACCCAUUACUCCGCACCCCACAACCCCACAUCCGCCGCACCCCAUCAUAAACAAAACAUUCGCCAAUCGUUUGUCCACACCCUAUCAGUACUCACUCCUCUUUCAAUCUUUCGACCUAGAGGCCUCGAAUACUUAAGUGCACAAUGUCCCAGUUUCUCGAUAGCAACCGCGUGUCCGGCGCGGAGGAUCUCGAGACCAUCGCCGUAGCCCAAGACGUUAAAUCCACGGCCAAGCGACACGAAGCAAUCCGAGAUGCCAAAUACAAAGCAACCUUUGAAGCCAAUCUCGAAGCCAAUCUCGAAGCCAAUCUCGAAGCCAAUCUCGAAGCCAAUCUCGAAGCCAAUCUCGAAGCCAGACGCAAUGUCAAUCCCGAAGCGAAACUCAAGGACAACCGAGAAUCCAAGCUUGAAGCCCACCGAGAAGCCAUCCCUGAAGACAAUCGCGAAGCCAACCCGCGAUUCAAACGCAAGGCCAGCCGACAAGCCAGCCCGGCGGCUAAACGUAAAGCCGACGCCGAAACCAUCCCCGAAGCUAGUCGCAAAGCCAACCUCGAGGCCUGUCCCAAAAUCAACCUCGAGGCCUGUCCCAAAGCCAACCACGAAGCCAUACCUGAAGACAAUCACGAAGCCAACCUCGAAGCCAGCCGCGAAGCGAACCUCGAACUCUAUCCCGAAGCCAAUCCUACGGCUAAACACAAAUCCCACUUCGAAGCCAACCACGAAGCCAACCACGAAGCUCACCUCGGUUGGAUCUUCGAAAAUAAAUACGAAGCCAACUGCCCGGCCAAACGCAAAGACCACUUCGAAGCCCUCUUCGAGGCCAAGCGCAAAGCCAGUCCCGAAGCCAAACGCAAGGCCAACCUCGAAGGCAACCCCGGAGGCGACCGAAAGAGGGGCGAAGCGCACAGAAAGAAGGGCGAAACAUACCGAGAGGACCUUGGAGUCUACAAGAAGGAUCUCGAAGCGUACAUAAAGAGCAGCGAGGCGUACAAAAACUACCUCGAAGCCGAGAGACGAUACUUCGAAGCGAAUCGCGUCAACCUCAAAGCCGACAAAAAGGACCGCAAAGCCCACCAGACGAAGCGCGAUGCCUACAAAACGUAUACCGACGCCUACAGAGAGUACAGCGCAGCAAUUGGAAACGGCGGGGAGAAACCGUGAGGAGAUGCCGCAGGUGGCUCGCCGCAACGUUGUCGCUUCCGACAAAAACGACAACAGGUGUGCGCCGGUGAAGAGGAGGGUGCCCAUGGUGGGCCUGGCAACAUCCUACGUCGGUACCGGUAGGAAAUGAGCGGCUGGAUUCGCGGUCGAGCGGGCGUUCACGGUUCAUGAAUGAUGCUCAUCAAACUACACCGAGAUAGCUACGAGUAUUCCAAGCAACGAGAUCGAGUAGCGAUGGAAUCUUCCGUACCGGCCCCCGUACCAAGAGCACUACCUU